AGUCACGAUGCCGCGUGCGCCUUCCCAACACGGAUGCUUUAGCACCUUCCAGGCAUUCGACAUUUUCGUGGACAUCCCAGAUGCAACCUGCCUAAAAUUGGAAAGCCUGCCAGAAACUCCCAAUCCAGGACUCUCGGUACACGGCCAUUUGGACGUGAACGACUGACUGUCAUCAGCCUUGUCGCCAGACUCUGGGCUAUUCGGCGCUCCGCCUGUUCGCGACUUCGUGUCAGCCCAUGAGCUCAGGACGCUGCCCACAAGCUCGAUUAUGAGCGCAGAUUAGACUGGCAGAUACAGUCUGGGCAUCGUGGUCGAAGAUGACUGCAAUCCUGCAACCAUCUGCUGGCAUGAAUAUGGAACGAAACGUCUCCCAAAUCAGUCUCACGGCUCAGCAGCGGCAAGCCCGCAGUCCUUCGGAUGGUAAAGCCACACUGCCGAGUCAAGCCAUGACACAUGCACAACACGAAACCCGCGUUCCGCAGUCGCUCGAGUCGUCUACCAAAUCCGAGCAAAAGAGAAAACGUUCAGGGUCGGACAACACCACCUCGAACAAGCUCAUCGCCGUUCUGGAAACUCGGCAGACCACCAUCGACUCUCUCAGUGCUGUACUAGUCACGAACAUGAGCAAUGUCGAGGAGGCUUCGGUUCAUUCUAGGGACAAUACAAAAUUGCAAUCGUACACGCUGAGCGAUACGGCAGUCGAUAAUUGCGCGGACGAAGCUCUUGAGGUGACCGCCGACGCGAGGCAGAGUGUCCGUUCUGAGGAUCGCCGCUCGCCGGUAGACCAACAGCCUGGACAUAGCUCACUUCAGGCUUCCUUCACAAACGGGAACAUAAAGACCGCCGGCCUUGGUCACAAGCUGUUUCUUUCGUCCCAAAAGGUGUUUCAGGCCAAGUUUCGAGACUUGGUACCAUCAGUUCCUAAAAGUUCAAACUGGGCACCGGGUGAUGGAUUUGCAGCAACUGAAGCAGUGCCGGACUUUACUUUCUUCACAACCGGCCGACACAAAAGGCGAUGUACGAGACCAGCACCCUCUUUCGGACGUCUUGAACUGGCUCAGUCAGAGGAAUUUGGGAGCGGGACACAGAGAGCACCGCUUCGACCCAAGAUCCAACGGUUGACGCAGCAUCAGCUGAAACUAAGACGAGGCCCAGCGAUCGACUUUUGGCCAACACAGCACGACUUCGCCGACGAUAGCGCUGUCUUCAGUCAACGAUUGCCUCGAGUCACUAAGACGAAAAGCUCUCUCGGCGAAAUAAAAGAACUAGCUCCAGAACUUUUUGUACCGCGAUCCGGACACCGAGAAGCUUGUUCAGACGUUAUGGAUCCACUGGACUUCAGAUAUGUGUCGCCACCAGCCUUCCACGGAGCUGUGGACUUCGAAAACUUUCGUCGGCUUCACACUCCUCCAGAAAAGGGACAUGCCAGGAUUCCCCGAGCACUAUUUGGCAUCUGUGCCUGGCGAGUCGAUGCGAGUUCAGAAUCGGCUAGUGAUGGCGAGUCGACCAUGGAGAUAGAGUUUCUACCAUCCAGCAUCGGGGAGUCAAGUAAUGAAUGUGAAGAUGAUGAAUCAGCCAUACUAGGUGACAGGGCGGAGAUGGAGUCAAACUCGAUGGAGGAGGAGUCUAUCGCAUCAGAAGAGCCUUUCACUUCGGACUCAUAUGCGUCGUCUAUCUUGGGACACGACAGAGACGGCCGCGAGCUCGGGUUGCUCGGCUCACUGGAUCACACGGCGACUAACGUGAACCAAGAAGGCGAGUGCAAAGACCUCGGAGACACGGUUGCCGCUGGGCAGGACUUUCUAAAGAUGAUCCAGGCACGCCGCGCUGUAAGUUGCGGGUCGCCCCUCCAGCACAAAAUGAAGCGGUGGCACAGCGACAGGCUAGGGCUUGAAGAAAAGUCGAGCACACAUUGCGCAAUGGCUCAUGUGCCACGCCUGUCGCGACAGUACACUACCUGACUUGCCACAAUCAGCAUAUGCUUCAAGCGUGCUGUUUUGGGAUUGUGCGGUCAAGUGCCUCCAACAUUCUGCAAAAGGACUACUCCACUGACAAUCGGACGCGGACGCGGAUGCAAAAGCUUGGCAGGAAGUCGGUACUCGUGAAAAAAAGAAACAAUGGCACUUGCAGGUCAGUCGCAUAGAUCACUGGGCAAGAAUGUAGCAUCAGGCCACUAUGAUUUGUCGACCAAGU
Microdochium trichocladiopsis is the source of this 2193-nucleotide messenger RNA. RefSeq lists its product as uncharacterized. The coding region runs from base 318 to 1961 and encodes 547 amino acids. NCBI's taxonomy places the organism in Eukaryota, Fungi, Ascomycota, Sordariomycetes, Xylariales, Microdochiaceae. The transcript has 2 exons. The record is from RefSeq and is a predicted model, not a curated record.